AUGUCUGGUGGUCUAAUAGAUAAAGUUUAUAUAGGCCUGGAUAAUGCACCAGCUGCAUUUGACAUAAAAUCUCGUAUAUUAGGCCCUAAUGGGACUAAUUUAGAGUAUAUAAGAUCUGAAACUGGUGUUGUAGCGGUAUUGAAAAGUGACAAGUUUGAGCCGCUGCAUUUGGCGUUGCAUCAUACUCGGUCAGAGGCUCUAGCGGCUGCACGGUCAUUGGCGCAGAACCUUAUUGAGACCAUACGCGCUGAGCUGGCUCAGUGGAGCGCUGCACAGGCUGGUGGGCCACCGCCAGCCCUAAAUGUACCCCCUCCCGCUCUAACUACUAGUGCACCACCUUCCGUACCCCCGCCUGUUGUAACUGUUGCGCUUUCUUCUACUUCAACCUUAAACACAUCAACCAAUCCUUCAGUGAUCCCACCAGUAGUCAGUGUUGCCCCUGCCUCUACACCGUUAAUGACUGUUCGGCCACCAACAGUACUGCAGUUAUUACCACAACAGCAGUAUGUUCUCAAUCAAGAAAAUGGACAGCUGAUACCAAUAGUUCAACCAGGAGUUCAAGUGUCAAACACUAAUUUCACUUCUCUACCAAUAGCGCAACCAUUAGGAAGCUUACAACAGCAUAAUUUUGGUCCUACACAGUUAGUAGAUAUCUCAAAUGUGCAGCCGGUCAACGUAACACAGUUAAGGCUUAGUGGAGUUCCUUCUUCAAUGUCUAUGUUGUUACCUAAUGGUUUGACAUUCCCACAAGCCACUUUCAAUGGGGCAGAUACAACUGUAUGUUCUGCAACAGCAACCCCAGUGGUAUGUGCAGCUCAGAGCACAAGUUCAUCUCAAAAGAUCUUCUACAGCACAGAUAAGGGUGAUAAGGAUAUUAGAUAUCACAUCCAAGGGACAGAUAUGCAAUGGACAGUACCUGGGUCACAGACUAUGAUCAUACCAUAUCAGCAAUUGCAAGACCUGACAGCUAAUCAAGCUGGUUUGACUAAUUUGCAGCCACAACAGUUUGUUUCUAUUGCACCAGCAAACAGCUUUCAGCAGACAUUACCUUUGUCUGCAGCUCAACUUCAGCAACUGCAGGCAACUGGUACUAUAAUGCAGCUUAAUCAAAAGCCUAUAGCCAGCAGUGCCCCCCUAAUUAACAUAAUAUCUACGGGACAAGCGUCAUCUCCUCAAAUUAUAUCAACUUCCACCAGUAAGACCAUAACUCAUGAAUCCCGAGGGCAGAAAAGAUUGUCUGAUGGAACACCGAGUCAACUUCAAUUACGACCUAUAGCACCAGCUGGGUCGCAUAGCCAAGACAAGCCGUCGACGAGGGACAGCCGCACCUGGACACCAGUCGCAGCUAAAGACAAUACCGUUGUCAGCAUGGGAAUGAAGAUCAAUCCGGCCCAUGGAACCAUCAUUCAUGUUUCCUCUGGGCAACAGACUAACGUGUCAGCAUCCGGCAUGACGCAGGAGGGGAUGUAUAUAAAGCAGAUUGAUAGAAAUUCAAUACAAAUCCAAACCACUAAAGAUGGUCAAAAGCAAGACGGGUCGAAUAAAAUUCAGAAUACCGCGCAAAACGUUCAAAUGAUCACCGUACCGCAAGGAAUGACAGUCCUUCAAAAUCCGAUAAACAUCAGUCAAAUGCCCACUAUGCUGGGCCAGCCUAACAGCCAAGUUUACAUGAUUCCAGCGAACGCUCAGAAUUUGGUACAGAAUGCGUUACCGCCAGGUCUUUUGGGACAACAGGUUCUUCAACCGGGGCAAAACGUUACUGUGGUGCAACCCAAUCAACUCGGCAUGCCAGGUGGCGUUCAGUACAAUAUGCCGAUCAUGCCGAUGAAUAUGCCACCAAAUUCACAGUUCAUGCCGGGGAUUAAUCUCAAUGCACAGCUAUCAGCACAGCAGUUGAACGCGGCUCUAGCUGGACAGCAAUUAGGUAAUCCUAAUCUGAAUGUCCCAGGUACGAUACCGAUUGUACAAGCGGCGCAACCGUCUCCCUCGCCGCUAACCAAUCAGAACGCAGCGACUCAACCGCAGCAGAUCCAACAAAUGUUACCCCAGAAUUCGACAUUCAUACCCACUUCUCAGUACCCUAGUCUUCCGCCUCAGUAUAUCAUGCAGGCUAAUUCUGCGGCAGCUCUUCCCCCUACUCCUAGCAUUCAGUAUUCAAUCCCACCCAGUCAAGAGACAACACCAGCUCCCAGUAACGGUAAUGGACAAUCAACAGCAGAUAACACAGAUUCGAAUAUUUCAAAUAAUCAGACUAACUAUAUUUCAUCCUCUUCUCAAGAAUCGGGGUAUACCGCGCAGAAUCAGUCGCAAACAUUCUCCGAAGGUACGACGACACCCACCGCAUCAUUGACGAACUCUAGCGUUCAGCAAACGUAUACAAAUGGAACAGCUAACCAGAAUUACAAUGGAAACCAGGGAAAUACCCAACCGCCACCUAGCUACCCUGCAAACGGAUCGGCGGCGCAAACAAACCAAUCAUAUGCAGGGAACACUCCGAUCUCUCAGAACGCAACGCAGACCAGCUUUUCGCCCUCCACCACUCCGAUACCGAAUGCCAACUACCCUGCUCCAAAUAUGCCCAACAUUGGUUAUCCUCCCAACCAAAACCCGUACCCAAAUGCAACUGGACAGAACUUAGCAGCCUACGCUGGUAACCAGUACCAGUAUACGAGUAGACCCUGGUUUAGGCCAAGAUACGGUUCACCCCAAGGUUCUCCGUAUGGAUCCGCGGUACCCCCUCCAAAUGGCCCACCCAUGCCAGUCCCACCCCCUGGAAACUACAAUUACUGGCAGGACAGUUGA
This is a messenger RNA of Leptosia nina, 2802 nucleotides long. NCBI's taxonomy places the organism in Eukaryota, Metazoa, Arthropoda, Insecta, Lepidoptera, Pieridae. The record is from the annotation of a GenBank genome assembly.